AUGAAUUUAUCUGCUUCUGUUCACUUUCAUGAUUUCAACUUCAGUUUCCUGGAGCCUUUUCCUUUUGGCAUUGAUUUUUUAUUUUCUGGACACGAACCAAGCACAAUAGUUCUGGUGGUCAUGUACAUUGUAUCCUUCUUGGUUGGACUAUCUGGUAACAUUAUGGCACUGCUAGUGCUGACAAGGAGAAAGAACCGUCUUACCGCCGCGUCGGCGACCAGGCGACUUUUGGUGAACCUGGCGGUUUGUGACAUGAUGGUCGUGUGCGUCUGCAUGCCCGUAAACCUGGGACACCAACUGUCCAACGCGUGGGUGUUUGGGGAUUUCUUGUGCCGCGCUGUGCCAUUUGUCCAAGCGGUGUCCGUGGCGGCGAGCGUUUUGAGUCUCGCUGUCAUAAGUCUGAACCGUUACUACAGCGUGCACAACCCUCUCCACGCCAGGUCUUUCUUUACCGGGCGAAAGAUUAUUGGCAUGAUAUGUGUGGUAUGGACCAUUUCGUCUGGGCUGUGCAUGCCUUUGAUCUUCACGAUUCAAACUAAAACGAUUGACUUGCUGGACGGGGCUCACCGCAUAACUGUCUGCGUGGAAAGCUGGUCCAAAGUGAGACUGCGCCAAGGGUACAACUUCUUGCUGUUCUGCGCGUUAUACGGGUUCCCUGUGCUGUUUAACCUCGCCAUCAGCUUCAUGACUGCAUGGAAGUUAUGGAGCUCAGAAACUAAAUUCAAACAAACCAAUAACAACAUCACGCAAUCUACGCAUCGCUCCAAAACGCGCAAGAAGAUCGCCAAGAUGGUCAUCGCACUAGUGGUGCUGUUCACCGUCUCCUGGUUACCGCUUUACGUAGUGGACAUCUGGAUAGAUUUUAACAUCCCUGCAGCCGCAUCAGCAGCCGAACUGGACCCGUCGGAUCACGUCGAGCACGAGUGGAUACUGCAAGGCAGACCUUUUGCGCAAUGGCUCGGGCUAACCAACUCAGCCCUGAACCCGCUUUGUUACUGUUUCGUGGGUAACCUGUACAGGUCUGCCAAAAGGUUCCGGAAGAGCUACAACGAGAAACUGUCGUCAAUCUUCAGCGCGCAUCAGUCGUCUGUCAGCAAUUCUGCUGCCUCGGAGUACCCAUCUUUCCACCGCGGGUCUUCGCAGAAAGUCGCAACAGAAAAGCGCGGCUGGAGGACCAGCAUUAAGGAUAAACUUUCUAAAAGCAAAAGUCUGUCGUCUAUUACUGUCUUAGAAACAACGUUUGACUGA
Engraulis encrasicolus (European anchovy) is the source of this 1248-nucleotide messenger RNA. RefSeq names its product galanin receptor 2a. Gene Ontology annotation, cellular component: plasma membrane. Gene Ontology annotation, molecular function: G protein-coupled peptide receptor activity; peptide binding. Lineage: Eukaryota; Metazoa; Chordata; Actinopteri; Clupeiformes; Engraulidae. Bases 1 to 1248 code for a protein of 415 amino acids. The transcript has a single exon. Gene Ontology annotation, biological process: cellular response to hormone stimulus; G protein-coupled receptor signaling pathway. The record is from RefSeq and is a predicted model, not a curated record.